UAAAGCUUACAGCACAAACACAACCCAGAAAUGGUGUAGGAUAGCAGGAAAGCAGGACGUAAUCCAAUCCUAGGAAACCAAGGCAAAGCCAGAACGUAAGUUUGCGUAGAGUGUGGCAGCGGGGCAGUCGUGGUUCAAAGGUUAAGCAUCGGGGCGGCACAAUGGAGGGUGAGCAGAGCACUCCUGCCGCCAGUGCCAGCAGCACUACGGGUACCACCACAUCCACUACAAACUCCACAGGCACCACCAGCGUCCCCACUGCCAGCACUACCACCAGCAGCAGCACGAGCAGCGCAAGACAGGCUGUCCCUCAGAUAUCUGUAUACAGCGGCAUACCUGACAGACAGACCGUACAGGUGAUCCAGCAGGCUCUGAAUAGGCAGCCCAGCACUGCAGCGCAGUACUUGCAGCAGAUGUAUGCAGCUCAACAGCAGCAUCUGAUGUUGCAAACAGCAGCCCUGCAGCAGCAGCACCUCAGCACAGCACAGCUCCAGAGCCUCGCAGCAGUCCAGCAGGCUAGUUUAGCAGCCGGUAGGCAGAGUUCAAACCAGAAUGGGACUUCAUCUACUCAGAGUGGAUCUUCACAGACGACAAUUAAUUUAACCACAUCUCCUGCUGCCGCUCAGCUGAUCAGUCGUGCCCAAAGUGUAAACUCCGCCCCAUCUGGGAUUUCCCAACAAGCGGUGUUGCUUGGCAACGCCUCGAGCUCUCCCUUGACAGCCAGCCAAGCUCAAAUGUACCUGCGGGCACAGAUGGCUCAGCAAAGUAAUCUUGUGCAUGUAGCCAGAAGUCUGGGUCGAGCCGUCCCUCUGUCCUCUCAGCUGAUCCUGGCCCCGACUGCUACAGUAACUGCUCUACAGUCUGACACUAACACAACCAAUAACACACAGUCUGCCUCUGCACAGGUGCAGAACCUUGCCCUGCGCAACCACCAGGGGGUGUCUUCCACCCCUCAGGCCACAGGACUCCAGGCACUGAGUCUAAAGCAGACCCCCGUCUCCAUUCAGCCCACCCCACUCAUCAAGACACCCAGCCAGAGCACUGGUGCUGGGAAAAACAACCUGAACCCUGCUUCCUCAGAUGGAGUGAAGAAGGGAGAGGAGGGACAAACAGAGAUGAAAGCAGUGAACAUGAGUCGUAAUGUGUCCUCUUCACAUCCCUUAAUAGCACCAGCCUAUGCUCAAAUCCAGCCGCAGGCUCUGAUUAAGCAACAACCUCAACAGUUUGUCAUUCAACCUCAAGCCACUCCCACCUCCAGAAGUCAACCUCAGUUACUACAGACCGCCUCCAUCCAGCCCCACCAACAGACAGCCUCGCUGGGAAUCCCGAGCUCCGCCCAGACCUCAACCGUAACAGGCAUCAUUCCAGUUUUACCCAAACCAGCACUUCACAACCAGGGAUCAGCUCAAACGCAACAGGCCACCAUCUUCCAUUCAACCAUAAGCCACCAUGCACACACAGCUUUGGCCCAUGCUAAAGCUCAACCGGUCCAACUGACAGCCAUCAAUCUCCAAAUACAACCUGCACAGAGCCAGGCUUCAAGGCUUGCUCAGGAUGACAAGGACAAGCCCACCUCUUUGGUCUUAAGAGAGAUUUGCCCACCAGUACAAGUCCAUCCAACUACUACAACCCAAGGCACCGACCCACCUGAACAAUCUAAAGCUGACACUGUUAAUGCCACGUCUCAAACACAAGGCUCAGUGGAAACGGCGCGGGAGCCCACGGGAGCGCAGCUGACAUCCAGCAUGACCGCCGCAGUCUCCAGUGAGCCUCCGCCGGCAGCUGCGAUGGGAAAUGCCACACAAAACGGAGAGAACAAACCCCCUCAAGCCAUAGUGAAACCACACGUCCUGACGCAUGUCAUUGAGGGCUUUGUUAUCCAGGAGGGAGCCGAGCCAUUCCCUGUGGAAAGACCUCCGGUGGCAGCCGACAGCCCCAAAAAACCAGACACGCAGCUGCCUUCAGAUCCAGAGAAAACGGCCAGCAGCAACUCCCUCAGUGCCACAAACUCAGACACAGAGGAGGCUGGACAACAAGACACAAGAGCUGAGGAGGAAACAGAGGAGCCCAAGCUCACAUGUGAGCUCUGUGGAUGGGUGGAUUUCGCCUACAAGUUUAAACGUUCAAAACGCUUCUGUUCCAUGGUCUGUGCUAAAAGGUACAGUGUCAGUUGCACGAAGCGUGUUGGUCUGUUCCGCCCGGACAGAACUAAAUCAACCAAUCAGAUAAAUCAGUGGAGGAGGAGGAGGUCUCAUAGUCCCAGAGGCAGGGAGGCCAAAAAGCAGCGGCUCUCUGUAUCUCAGCAAUCUCAGGGAGAAUCUAUAUCAUCACCGCUUCAGUCUCAGCCUAGUCAGGGAGAGUCGAGUCCGUGUUCGGAUAUAUCCAGUUAUGAGGAAGCCACUUCCCCUCUCUCUGCUGCCAGCUCUGGGCCAGUGGUUUCUCAAGGUGUGGUCGCUGCUAAUGAACCAGAAGAGCUUCCUCUCCUCAGUCAGCACUUCCUGCCCUGUGACCCCACCAAAUGGAAUGUGCAAGAGGUGUUCGAGUUCAUCCGCUCGUUGCCAGGUUGCCAGGAGAUUGCAGACGAGUUUCGUGCUCAGGAGAUUGAUGGACAGGCGCUGCUGCUACUGAAAGAAGACCAUCUAAUGAGUGCCAUGAAUAUUAAACUAGGACCCGCCCUCAAGAUAUUCGCUCGCAUAAACAUGCUGAAAGAUUCCUAGCCUUGAAAAGGCAGUACGUGUGUGUUUGUGUGUCCUCUGAUGUCGCGACUACAGCUCCCAACUGCACUACAACAGUUUUUCAAUAACUAAUAACAAAAAAAACUUUAUACAUAUGGGGGCUAAAGCCCAAAUCCACACCUCAUAAAUAGAAGACCUGAUGUGUCGUCAGCUGGAAAAGAAAUCGAUCAGACUACCUAUGAAGAAUCGCACAAAUAGUGACAUGAGGGCAUUAUGAAUCAGUGAUUUGAAAUGAAAUUCUGACUGGAUUUACCUAGUAGAACCGCUGCUCAGAAGAAACCUUCAUAUAAAUGUAUACCGCAGUCUAAACAACUAAUUUUAUCACACAUUCGAUCACACGUUUUGGCCCAGAUAUCUCUGGCAAUGUACAUUUGUCAUUUUCAGGUAUGAUUUCAUCUUAUUGUACAUGUCAGAUGCUUUUUGUACAGUAUAACAUGUUUAAGUAAAUUAUUCUUACUUCUGUGUGUGAGUAUUUGUAAUUGAUUCACAACAAACUGGUGCUAUUUCACUGUCACAUUUACAUUGAGAAGACUUGAAUAACAGAAGCACAGUAACAAAACAUUCGACAACCUGCAAACCGAUACAUGAAAGGGAUCCAGUUAAAAAAAAACCUGUCAACAGCGCCUUAUUGAAUGUGUGACUCUGAUUUGGAGAUGCACAUUAAACUGUACUUGUCUUGGAUAUUGGGAAUGAUGCUAUGUUUGGUUUUAAUUGUGCCUGGAUUUGUCAUUGUAUGUUGCUAGAAAGGAUUGUGAUGAUGGAUUGUGUUUUUUUAGUACAAUGCUUUGUGAAAUGCCUGUAUUUAUCAGAUGAAUGAAAUUUGUAAUAUAACUUUUUUUAA
Danio aesculapii is the source of this 3576-nucleotide messenger RNA. It is a transcript of the gene phc2b, whose product is annotated as polyhomeotic homolog 2b (Drosophila). NCBI's taxonomy places the organism in Eukaryota, Metazoa, Chordata, Actinopteri, Cypriniformes, Danionidae. The coding region runs from base 162 to 2717 and encodes 851 amino acids. Gene Ontology annotation, cellular component: nucleus; PRC1 complex. The transcript has 15 exons. The record is from RefSeq and is a predicted model, not a curated record. Gene Ontology annotation, molecular function: zinc ion binding; protein binding.